UACUGCAAGGCGGGGGGGGAGAGGUCCAGCUGCAAAAAAAAAAAGAACCGUGACAAUGGCAACAUCAAGCAUCUCCUAAACGGCAGUCAAGAAAGGGGGGGCGGGAUUUCGGACGUGCUUGUCCGCCUUGUGAGGGUCUCUUCCUGGAAUACGAAUCGUAGCAUGGAGCGGCGCGGGAGAGGAAAGUCGCCGUGUCUCCAUCACUGAGAGGCGCGUCCACCUGCUAACUGGAGGCCCGGGCUGCUGGUGCUGCUGGCUGGUGGAGGGAAAGGGAAGCAAGCAAGCAAGCGAAGCAGGCUGGCCGGCCGGGCUGGUGGGUGGGGGACAUGCAGCGGGGACGUGUUUGCAUUUGGGAGGAAAGAAGACGCACAUUCUCACAUUCAGUCCGAAGCUCUUGUGGAGGAUCCAUUUGCGACGCGGGGGGAAAGACGCAGUUUUUUUGGGCGCAGACGCUCUGGAGGUGGGACAGUCAAAAUGAUGCGUAGGAGGACAAGCAGCGUUGAGCCGUAUUGAUGGACGUGUUAACAGACAGCGGUCUCACACUGAUCGUGAAGACUUCACAAACAGAUAAUGAAAUUGCAGUGGAGAACACAGGGGUGUGUGAGCAGAGUGGUGAUCUGAGUCUACACAGACUUGUUGAUGCUGCUCUCCCUCCAUCCUCACCUCAUCCUGCUGCAGAGUCAUCACAGCGGGUCUGCCCACUGCACCAGAGCAACACGCCCACAUCGCCAACUCUCUGCUUCCCCCUCUCCCUCGGCACUGAUCCCACUCUGGAUCUGACAGCAACUCCAUGCCCUCCUUCUCAUGAAGUUCCCAACGUAGUCCCCCACUUUCACCACACUCCCAGUCCCGCAUCACUUCCCAACCCAGCUGUAAGCUCCUGGAGCCCAACAGGAGACACCCAGAAGAGCAUUCGAUUGCCUGCUGCCACCUCUCUGUCAAUGACAAUGAUGGAGCCUGACAACGUUUCUACCCUGGCGGAGGAGUGUCUCCUUCAGCCGAGCCGCACCUGCCUUGGUUGCUUUAUUGAGACCCGUGAUGCCACUUCAGCACAGAACCCACCGCACGAGCCUAGCACGAGCCCUAAUUCAGAAAAUGGACUAAGUGUACGGAUAGGGGACGUGAACCGAGAGGACUUCUCUGACAUCAACAACAUUAGCAUCCAGUGCCUGAGCCAUGCAGGGGAGGCGGUGAGUCACUACGGAGAACAGCUCCUCUCUGACCAGCUACUUAGCUUUCCCCUGCCCAAAUCCUCAGAUGAGGGCAAAAGAGCGGAAGGAAACAAAACAACAAAUGACUGUGAUGACCCCGAUGAUGAUGCAACAACUAAGAACUUAUAUGAAGGACUAUUAUUGGACAAAGUGAGUGGAGAAGAGGUACUGUUGGCAAAUGCCAGCCAGGACUGGGGCUACUUUGAAUCCUUCAUCAGCGAGAGCAAAAUGGAACUGCUGGACCUAUGUUCGAAAAAUGAGCUGUCGGUCAACCUCUUCUCAGAGGAAGAUGUUGAUAAUUUAUUUGAUGAUGAAGAUGACGACUCGACUUUAAGCAGUGACGUUUGUUCACUAAAGAUUCGUUAUGAGUCAUUUCAGGACAACAUGAGGGAGAAAACAAAUGUGCUCCAGGAGGAGACACAGCUAAAUUUUUUCCCUAGUGUCCUGGCCAACUGUGCCAAGAAAGAAGAAGGAGUAGGAGUCUUGAGGAGGAGUGUUGAUGAGCUUCAGCCCAAAACCGAUGAGCUCAUCCUGGAAACAGGACAGGAGGAAAAGCCAGGGGACUGCAGUGGCGAGAGCCCACUUGAUGGCUCCCAAUGCUCACCCAUGUCAACUCCUAAAAUCAACUAUGUGAUAGACUUUAAUUCCACAGAGGAAUCAGGGGAAUUUAGUGAUGACAGCUCCUGUACUGGCUCCUCCUCAGACACUGUGCAGGAGGGCAAAUAUAAGAAGGGGCACUCCAAAAGAUUCUUCAGUCCCUCCAAUCCACUUAACUACGGCUUGCGCUCCAAGAGAAAGGUUCGAUACAGUGAUGAUUACUUAUAUGAUGUUGACUCGCUUGAGAGUGAGAAGAAUGCAGAGAAAAAAGACAAAACCCCAUUAGGUCAGAAAGAGGAGGAAGAUGUGGACUGGUGCCCCAAAAAACGUAGGAAAUCAUGUCGUAAAGAGCCACCCGUGGUCAUUAAGUACAUCAUCAUCAACAGGUUUAAAGGAGAGAGACUAAUGUCAGUUAAACUGGGCAAACUAAAUCCUGCGGAUGGUACUGUGAGUUUAAACGCCAACACAAUAAGCAAAUAUGAGACACUGGCUCCUUUGAAGGAUUUCUGGCAGGAGAAGCAAAGAAAGCGACAGGAGCAGCUGAAGCUGGUGGCCAGAGAGAGACAACAACGUGGUUUUCAUCUGAACGGACGACAUCAUCGUCCUUUUAAUUCUAGUCAUCCUAAAAGGAAAUACAAGUUUGCAAACAGACUAAAGGUACAAAGGGUUCACACUUUGGAGCGGUCAGUGAUUGUGCAGGGUUCUUUGCCCUCUGAUCAGACCCAUGGGUGUGUCAUUAAGGAGGAGGCCACCCCCAUGGUGGGGGAGAUAAUAGCAGCCUCCGGCAUUCCGGUAACAUUGGACAUAAACGGCAUCUCAAACACGGUCAUAACCAAAAGUCGCUCGCAAGAGAGAGAGGAGAGAGAGGGGAGGAGAUUGGGAGGAACUAAAAUAGUUAGGAUAAGAAAAUUCAAAAGCGAAGCCAGGCUGAAAAGCCAGAAAAUAAAAGAGGCACAAGAAGAAGAGAGGAAGAGCAUGACAAAUGAAACGGGUGCCAGUGUCGCUACAGCAAACACUGACGAAACACUUACUGCUGGACUUAAAGAGGAAAGCAUGAACUCCACUACAGCCAAACUUCAGUUCUCUGACAAUGCCAACACAGCCGACACAGACAAGGAAAAGUUCCCAUUUGUUUCAUCCUCCUGCUCCCCUGACAAAGCACCGUCCUCAGAUGAGGUCGAAACGGGUGUUCCUGUCAUCCCAGGGGGCUACCUGCAGACCUUGCUAGAUGCUACAGACUCCUCUGGAAGCUCAUCUAUCCCAUAUUUUCCUCAACAGCCGUCAAGGCAGCAGUAUCCCGUGGGUCUAUCCCUAGAGGAGAAACAAUUUUCCUCUCUUCAACUUGCUCAAAGUUGCGUCCUCUCCCCUCCCUCAGAAUCAGAGCUUCAACAGUCUCCCCAGAACUGUCCCAGCUUCCCCCAAAUAUGGCAUCCACAGCUCUGCACCAAUCAUAGCCAGAACUUUGGGCCUGAGACCCCUGAAACCCCCAUCUUACCCAACAACUUUACGGCUGCUGUACCCUUAAACGAGAGCCUGCCAGUGUCUAACUACAGCCAACUCAGCCCAGAGGAUGAACGGAUACUUUAUGAGAAGAGCUACCUGACAGAGCCUGGGCUGCAGUCUGGGGCAGAUCUGCAAGUUUGUCAGUCUACCUGUGUGGAGGGCCAGGUGCAAUACCAGAGAGGGUCUCUGUGCACGGACAAUGGAAGACUCAUCAGCUAUGACUCGGUAGGCUCCUUAUCAGCCUCCUCAAGCAAUUACAGUUCACUCAGCCUCAAAUCUUGUGAGCGAGAAGGUGAGGAGGAGGGCAGAGACAGUUUCUUAGCUCACUGCAGCCCUAAAAUGGUGAUUCAGCAGAGUGUGGAUGCCCUCACACCACUCAGGGAGUCCUCAGACCUGCUUGACAUCUCUAACUUUACUCCUGACAAAUUCAGACACUCGUCAUUGUCAGAGCUUUCCCCGCCUGAGACCCCCAACCUCUCCCCGCAGGUGGCGGGGCGUGACAUGAAGAUACCAGCAAAUGUUGGAAAAUACCAGGAUGUGAAUGAUCUGACUGUGGAGCGCAAUAGGGACGUUAAAUGGAACUGUGACAUUAUGCAGCAACAGGAGCACGCAGGAAAUGCGUACACCGUGGAAGAUAGUCAGUUUCCACUGCAUAACUUUAACAACCAGGAUGUCUUAUGUUUAGAUAAAAAGGAGCUGGGGGUUACGGAAUUUGAAGAGACUGAUGAAAUGACAGGGCCCAAAAGCAUAAAGGCAAAGAGGAAAGGCAAUUGCAAACAGACAGCUGCGGGACAGAGCCCAAAAAAAGUCCGUGCCCCCAGAACACCCAAGUCCGAAAAAAUAAAGUCCCCCAAACAGAACUCCCGUUCCACCAAAAAAAUCAAGGCAAUGUUAGAGGGGAAGGCAGCCAAGAACCAGGCAGACGGGUGUGCCACUGGCCUGCCUGACGGUACCAACACCGGAGACUGGUCUGGCCCUGGUUGGUCAGAGAGCAAUAGUCUCGUCGGGGACGACCAGAGAGAGUUUGAGGAGCCCUCAAAUAUUCUUUCGAACAUUGUCUCUGGCAUGGCUGAGGUCCAGAGAUUCAUGAUGGCCUCCAUUGAGCCGCUGUGGAACCCGAUGUCAGAGGCCGGUAUACCCGCUGAGGCCAAUAGCCUCAACCUAAAGACCCUAAAAAUCUUGGCAGGCACGGAGUCUGAUCUGAAGAAAAAGGGUGCCGUGCUAACAGGGGCUGGGAGAGGCAGAAAGGCAGGGGGGAAAGGAGGGAAAAACCAGGCCAAAUUCAACCCCACUCAUCCCCUGUUCCCUCAACUUGCUCUGGGCUGUGACAUGUUUGACAAACCCAACUUCAUUAACCCUGGUCCUGCGCACAAAAAGCUGUACCGUCACAAGACCAGUGCGAAGUUUCCUCGCAUUGAAACACUGAAGGGGAAGCGAGCUGAGAGAGACCCAAAUAAGGACAUAGCACUGAUGACCUCUUUUGAGAAACUGAGAAUGUGGAUGUCCUGUUGUUGCUGUCCUUCAUACACUGCCUGGCUCAUUUCAAGAGGAAAACCUACAAUUAAUGAGCCCUAUUUAAUCCCAAGGCAUCUUGAAAACACAAGAUGGGACCAUUUUGUAUUGAUGACAUAUCAGAUGUCUUUUGUUCCCCUCGAGGUCAGAAUGAUUUCCUUUAUUGAGCAUUUCUUUUUCUUCUGGAGCGUAGAGGAACUGGUUAUCUACAUUUACAUUUUUACGCCUUGCAAAGUCAUUAAAGCUCCACCCUCAGAGUAUUUUUGUCAUUGUUGUUGUACAGGGACAUGCAAUAUUUGCAAAAAAAGAGAUAAUUAUACCUUAAAAUCAAUGUGCCAAAAGUAACAAUGCUGUGUAAAUGACCUCUUAUAUAUGUGUGAAUAUUGGCUGUUCCUAUUUUCUAUCUACUGGAAUAUCGGCUCCUUACAGAGACUUGCCACAAAAGGAAUUCUUUGUUUGGGACUCUCUUCUCUCUUGUCUGAUGAAAAGGCACCAACAGCUGGCAGUGGUACACCACCACUCACUAAACCAAAUCAGAAACACUCUCCUUGUCCCACCCGCACACACACUUCGUUUGCCAAAUUCAAUUUACCUCAACAUCGCAUGGCGCUGAAAAGCAACAAGGAGAGAGACAAAGAGGAAACGUGCUCUGAAGGCUACUGGAGAGGACGAGGAGGAGAGGAUGAGGUAUUCAAACAAGCUUUCUGUGGACCAAGGAGAAUGUAGUACAGAUGUUCGAGGCUAAGCAAGGAAAUGAUUUGUCAGCCGGGGCUGAGCCUCGCUGAAAAGCUGUUUUGGACUGGAAAUUCAAGGCAGUUUAUUACACGCAGAGAUUCAGAUGCACGCACCGGUCCGGGAUGCGGCUGUUUUUGCAGUUCGAGUUCAUGUGAAUGUGAAAGCAGUUUUCAGUCCAAACGGAAUCAGCACUCUUGUAAAUGAAGGAAGGAAAGCAUGUCUUUUCAUUACUUCCAUGCGCGAAACUUACGUCGAACCAAUCGAAAAUAAUGAUUUAUCAUCUCGUUCUUGUUGGGUUUGUCUUAACACUCGUUUAUUAUUUGCACCACAUGCUUUCACUCUGCGAGUUCUGAUUUGCUUCAUUUUUUCCACAUAAUUUGGAUUAUUUUCUUAUGGUUUCUUUAGUUGCCUUCAGUUUUUGGUCCAUAUUUUGGCAGAAAACUAAUACCAUAUUAGUGCACAAUUUAAAAAAAAACAACAUCUAUAGUUUUUUUUUUUUAUCAAGUACUUUCUGAAUGAGCAUGGAGAAUUCAACCUACAGUCAAUCCGUGACAAAUAGCUGCAAAAAGGUCAUUUUCUAUAUGUGAGAGACGCGGCUCCUUUAGCAGACGUAUACACACAAGGCCUGUAUUGUAUUUAUUUCUUUUUUUUAUUUAAGGCAAUGAGUGCAGACAUUUGGAAGCAUGGCUUCAAAACAGGCCUUGUCACAAAAAGCAUUCUGGCACAAGGAUGAUAAUAAUAAGAUUGCUUGCAUAUGGCAAGACUCAAAAUCAAACAUGAUCUUUUUUUCCCUCUCUUCCCUCUGCCACGAUCCUGCAUUUCUUUUUUCCAGAAUAUCAGGGUUAGGACCAAGACGAGCUGCUGAUGGGAAGCUCCAUGUGGGUUGGAAACCCAUUUAGUCUGCCUUCUCUCAUUUCUGCCUAUUGUCAAAUUGAAUGUACUUAAUCUAAGUUGUUUUUUAAUUCUGUUGUCAAAAUGUGCCACUGUUGCGCUGCCUCAUUUUAAUGGUGCUAAGAAAGCUGACCUUUUUUUCCUUUUGGUUUUGUUUUCCCAUGAGUUAACAAAAAAAAAAAAAGAAAUGCAAACAAGAUUAGGUUCCUAAUCCUCCUUAUGAAUGUAUAUUCUAAUGUUACGUUUGAUGUAUUCACUUCAUGAUUCUUUGACAUUGAUUGGAAUUACUUUUCUCUUUUCAUUAAAAGAUCGCCAAGCUUUAUAUAUACUGUCUAGAGUUGUUACCAGAAGGAAUCUUAAUGAACUCUUGACACAGCAAAAUCUUGUAUAUUUUUUGUGUGCCAAUUUGUAACAUAUUUUGUAAGUGUAUAUUUUUCUUAGAAAGUGCUGUGAAGUAUUUGUGUGUGUGAGUAACCUUUUAUGCGCCUCGAUGGGCAGUGGAAAGGAUCUACAAUGACAAGUUGCUGGUUUUAAAAACCAAAAUAUGAAAGUAUCAACAAAACACUAGAACUAUUUACAUUUUGUUGGGAGUUUUUGUAAUAAGACCAUGAUCUUGUUGUGAGAGUGUUGUGUUACUGUGUAAAACACAAAUAAGCAAAGAAAAAAAGAAAACCUGAAAGAAAAAAUAUAUAAUUUGUGAACAAUUUGCUGUUUUAUAGAUUUUCAUGUAAAUUAUUUGAGUAUUAUUUUGUUUUUUUGUUUUGUUGUAAUUGUUGCAAAGGUUUUAAAUAUUUGUGAUCAAGCCUGUAUGGUGAUAAUGUAAUAUUGGUAACUUGCUGAGUUUUGUAAUAAUGUUUAUGGAGUAAAUAUACAAAUUAAAAUAAGAUUUUGAAUGCUG
This is a messenger RNA of Dunckerocampus dactyliophorus (ringed pipefish), 7347 nucleotides long. RefSeq names its product neurite extension and migration factor b (gene nexmifb). Gene Ontology annotation, cellular component: nucleus. The record is from RefSeq and is a predicted model, not a curated record. NCBI's taxonomy places the organism in Eukaryota, Metazoa, Chordata, Actinopteri, Syngnathiformes, Syngnathidae. Bases 513 to 5168 code for a protein of 1551 amino acids. Gene Ontology annotation, biological process: negative regulation of cell adhesion mediated by integrin; negative regulation of neuron migration; negative regulation of cell-matrix adhesion. The transcript is spliced from 4 exons.